This is a messenger RNA of Geosmithia morbida, 738 nucleotides long. Its product is annotated as splicing factor 3A subunit 2. Gene Ontology annotation, cellular component: U2 snRNP; U2-type prespliceosome; nucleus. The record is from RefSeq and is a predicted model, not a curated record. Gene Ontology annotation, biological process: spliceosomal complex assembly. The coding region runs from base 1 to 738 and encodes 245 amino acids. The transcript has a single exon. Gene Ontology annotation, molecular function: zinc ion binding; nucleic acid binding. NCBI's taxonomy places the organism in Eukaryota, Fungi, Ascomycota, Sordariomycetes, Hypocreales, Bionectriaceae.
AUGGACUACCAGAAUCGUGCUGGCUCCAAGUUUGGCGGCGGCGGCGUAGCCUCGCAGUCGGCCUCCAACGCCGACCGGCGCGAGCGCCUCCGCAAGCUCGCCCUCGAGACCAUCGACCUCGACCGCGACCCUUACUUCUUCAAGAACCACGUCGGCUCCUUCGAGUGCCGCCUCUGCCUGACGGUUCACCAGAACGACGGCUCGUACCUGGCCCACACCCAGGGCAAGAAGCACCAGACCAACCUCGCCCGCCGUGCCGCCCGCGAGCAGCGCACCGCCGGCUCCUCGUCCUCGUCCUCCCAGCGCAACCUGCUGGAGCAGCAGCAGCAGCAGGCCCAAUCCCGCCGCAACGCCAUCAAGAUAGGCCGCCCGGGCUACAAGAUCACAAAGAUCCGCGACCCCGUCUCCCGGCAGCAGGGCCUGCUCUUCCAGCUGCAAUACCCAGACGCCAUCCCCGGCGGCCACCCGCCCAGGUGGCAGGUCAUGAACGCCUUCACGCAGCGCGUAGAGGACCCCGACAGGAACUACCAGUACCUCCUCGUCGCCGCCGAGCCCUACGAGACCGUCGCCUUCAAGAUACCCGCCAGGGAGCUCGACAAGCGUGACGAUCGCCAGUUCGACUUCUGGGACCCGGAUGCCAAGGAGUACUGGAUCCAGAUCAUGUUCAUGACCGAGAGGGAGGAGAGGUAUAAUGCUGCUCCCGGCCUGGCCGCUCCUGCUAAUAUGGCAAGGGCAUGA